GAGUGCAGGAAAGACAUGAGUCUUUCACUCUGCGAAUGUGUGUUUCACUUUAACUUUUCUCCCUCAGAUUCUCUUUCUCUAUUCUCUCUCACAAGUUUGUGUCUACGGUUACCAAAUAACAAUGGUGAUAUCAUCAGUUCAUCAUUAAGUUUGAUGGCAACAACAAUGGAAGCAGCUCAAUUUCGAGCAGGAUUUAUCGUAAUAUUUUUCAAAAGACCAGGCAUGGGUUCUAAUGUGUUUCAACCAUGCUUGGCAACACAUGGAGGACACCCGACGACAGAAAAUCUAUCGCGGAUGCAUCAAAAUAUUUUUGAACUACCAGCGAUGGAUUCUUAUAAUGUUUUCGGGGCCUUAGAAGAGGCCAAUCCUCCCCAACCGCAUGUUGAAGAAUUUCAACCACAAGUGACGAAGCAUCUGAAAGAAAUAGUCCUCCAAGCGGUGAGGGAACUAAAACUGCUGUGCCAGCCAUUGGUGCCACAAAAUCAAGAGGGAAACAAUGUAAUCACUGACGUUGUGCCGAUUUCGUUUCGGAUGAUGCAGACGACUAAUCCGAAACGAAGCAAGGAAAAACUAAUAGGGGAUAUCACAAGAUCUUUUACACUUCCUGUGCAACUUCUUGUUGGUCAUGAAGAUGACUAGAUAAUUUCCUGUGCCUGCAUCAUUGUUGGGUCAACUGACACCAGGUUUUAAAUACACGAAGCUAUAUCCUUUCACCGAGAAAUUAGAUAAUUGGACGGUUCUGUGUAAACAACGGGUCAAUGGAAAGCUCCACAUAGAAAGUAUUUCGUUCUCUGAGAUAGACAUCCUCAACUAAAGUCAUCCAUGCAUCAGGGUUUGUAUCGGAAAACUUGCGUAUUGCUAUUCUAACAUUAACUGCAAAUAUCAGUCGAAAGAAAUAGAAGGCAAGAAGAGAAGCCGCUUAUUUGCUCAAAUUUCUCACGACUACCAAGGAGAGAUGAAGAUUGCAAUAACCCAAGAUGAAGCACAAAACUUUCUUGAAGAAGCUCACAAAAAUCUCCAAAAUCUUUUCAAGAACGAAAAGCACGGCAAAAGCAGUUCGAAAGCAACAAGAUUACAAGAUUAGCUUGAUAUUGUAGUGAACCUUUGAUUUUUGUAAUAUAUGAUCAUUAACGCAACAUAUAUAUUUGUUAUAGGCCGAA
Molecule: messenger RNA, 1160 nt
Organism: Mangifera indica (mango)
Lineage: Eukaryota; Viridiplantae; Streptophyta; Magnoliopsida; Sapindales; Anacardiaceae
Exons: 7
Coding region: 16-639 (207 amino acids)
Source: RefSeq, a predicted model, not a curated record